This is a messenger RNA of Hordeum vulgare subsp. vulgare (domesticated barley), 674 nucleotides long. Its product is annotated as polcalcin Phl p 7-like. Lineage: Eukaryota; Viridiplantae; Streptophyta; Magnoliopsida; Poales; Poaceae. The record is from RefSeq and is a predicted model, not a curated record. Gene Ontology annotation, molecular function: calcium ion binding. Bases 113 to 403 code for a protein of 96 amino acids. The transcript has a single exon.
GGCCGAACAGGCAGCUGCACAUUCAGAGAGAUACAUACAUUCACACAUAGACGACCAAGGUAGCUCUCGUCGAAGUAGAGGAGGCCGCCGGAGUUAACUCGAGCAGUUUGAUAUGGCGAUCAGGAACGUGACGGCGGCGACGCGGUCGCUGGACGGGGACAUGACGGUGGACGAGUUCAAGGAGUGGCUCCGGCGGUUCGACGUGGACCGCGACGGCCGCAUCAGCCGCGACGAGCUGCGGUGCGCGAUGCGCACCAUCCGGACGCGCUUCUCGGGGUACAAGAGUAAGCGUGGCAUCGAGUACGCCGACACCGACGGCGACGGUUACGUCGACGACGGCGAGGUGGACGGCCUCAUCGAGUACGCGCAGAGGAGCCUCGGGCUCAGGAUCGUCGCCUACUAGAGAGGAGUCAAGCUAGGUCUAUUAAGGGAAGCUAGCUCCAUAUCUAUCCAUGCAUGUUACCUGCUAGAAUAAGCUUUGAUCAAUCGCCUGUACCUUCGCUUUCUUGUGUACUUAUUGGCUAAUCUGUGCCGACGUGUGUGUUUGUGAUCUAUCAUGAUGUAUUUGCAGCGUGUGGCGCAGGCGGCCGGCAGGUUCGCCUUUGCCUACCAGGUUGCCGUCGAUGUUAAUUUGCCCUCUUUGAGAGAAACUAAAAGUGUGUUCUUGAUUGUAA